This is a messenger RNA of Epinephelus moara (kelp grouper), 755 nucleotides long. RefSeq names its product GTPase IMAP family member 4-like. The annotation marks the transcript as partial. The transcript has a single exon. Gene Ontology annotation, molecular function: GTP binding. NCBI's taxonomy places the organism in Eukaryota, Metazoa, Chordata, Actinopteri, Perciformes, Serranidae. The record is from RefSeq and is a predicted model, not a curated record.
GGUGGAGAGUCACGUCAGACUUCAGACCGCUGCAGGAGGCGGGACCUGAGCUGCAGGAGGUCCUGAGGAAGGCAGGAAACAGGUAUCACAUCUUCAGCAACCUCAAACUCAACGAUCGUGGACAGGUCCUGGAUCUGCUGGAGAAGGUGGAGGAGAUGGUUGGUGCCAACGGAGGAGAGUUUUACUCCAACUACACCUACCAGGAGGUGGUGACGAUGCUGCGUCAGAGAGAGGCCAAGCUCAGAGAGUUCUACAAGAAGAAAGUGGAGGAAGAAAUCAAACGUGUGGAGUCAAAGUACGAGAAGAAGCUGAGUGAAGCUCAACAGAAGCGUCAGAAGGUGGAGGAGAGGCUGCAGGCUGAGCUGCAGGAGGUGAAGCGCUACUAUCGGGUUUUAGAGAGCGGAGUCCGUCAGGUCGUGGAGCAGAUGGUGCCGACUGACUCCUUCAGUGAAGUUCUCUCCCAGUUUAAUGAGACUCAGAGGCUAAAAUUCACUUCUUAACCCUAUGGGCCCGAACAACGCAUAGUGCGUCCAAAUUCACACCUGUUCUUCUCUCUGGAUUUUCUCUGCGACCGUUCGUCAUAGCAAGAAGCCACACAUAUCACGUAAAAAAGCGGAACCGCCUCUGACCAGAGAACAGAGAAGUAAGUCAAGAUCAUGUCGACAAGAAAACGUACAGAAUUUUUUUUUACUGCAAAGUGGCAAAUAUUAUCUUGGAGGACAUCAGUGCACUUGGGUGACUAUUUUUCUAUGAUC